AUGUUUGAAAAAGGAAAGUCCAUCAACAUUCUAGUAUGUUGUCGGAUUCUCUUCAUGUUACUUUGGAUUCUUUUAACACCCAAAGUUGCUGGUUUUUCCAAAAUCCUUUCUUCAGCUUCUGCUGCCUCCAAUGUUAGUCUUCACUAUCAAGCUGAAGCUAAAGAUAAUGAAGCAAAUGCUUUGUUAAAGUGGAAACAAAGCCUUGACAACCAAACCCAAGCUUUGUUGCCAACUUGGGGAGGUACUAUUAGCCCAUGCAAAUGGGAACGAAUUCAGUGUGACAAAUCCAAGUCUGUCUCUAGCAUAAAUCUUGCAAAUUAUGGACUCAAAGGUACCCUUCACUCUCUCAAUUUCUCCUCAUUUCCCAACCUCCUCAGCCUAAAUAUAUACAAUAACUUCUUUUAUGGGACCAUUCCUCCACAAAUAGGCAACAUGUCCAAAAUUAAUGAAUUGAACUUGUCCUUAAAUUCUUUUGAUGGUAAUAUCCCAAAAGAAAUGUGGACAUUAAGGAGUCUUCGUAAGCUUGAUCUUUCAUUAUGUCUACUAAGUGGAGAGAUUCCUAAUUCCAUAGCAAACUUGUCCAACUUGUCAUAUCUUGAUUUAGGUGGCAACAAUUUUUCUAGUCACAUUCCUCCACAGAUUGGAAAAUUGAACACUCUCACCUUUCUUGGUAUUGGAGCUAGUAACCUUAUUGGUUCUAUUCCCAAGGAAAUUGGAGAGUUGACAAACCUUCAAUAUAUUGAUUUGUCACGAAACUUUCUCUCUGGUACCAUUCCUUCCGAAAUUGGUAACAUGAGCAGUUUGAAUUCGCUUGGACUUUCAAAUAACACUAUUUCUGGGUCAAUCCCAUUUUCCAUAUGGAACAUGACCAACUUAACGUUGCUAUACCUUAAUAGCAAUAAACUUAAUGAUUCGUUGCAUGCUUCCAUAAAGAAUUUGGUCAACUUGCAAUUCCUUGCAUUAAGUGAUAACUUGCUUUUUGGAUCCAUUCCUUCCAGUAUUGGAAACUUGACAAAUCUCAUUGAGUUGUACAUGGAUGCUAAUCAUUUUUCUGGAUCAAUUCCUCCCUCUUUAGGAAAUUUGAUCAAUCUGAAUCUUUUGAGUCUCCAAGAAAACAAUCUUUUUGGAUCAAUCCCUACCACUUUUGGAAAUUUAAAACGGCUCACCAUCCUAGAAUUGGCUACCAACAAACUUAGUGGUAGCAUUCCACAUUCCAUAAAUAACGUUACCAAUUGGUAUUCCUUGUUAUUGGCUGACAAUGAUUUCAUUGGCCAUUUGCCACCUCAAAUUUGCUCUGGUGGGUCACUUGCAUUCUUUGCUACCUCUCACAACCAUUUUACUGGUCCAGUACCAAAAACUUUGAAGAAUUGCUCUAGUAUUGCUAGACUCAGGCUUGGGGGAAACCAAAUUGAAGGAGAUAUAGCACAAGAUUUUGGUGUGUAUCCAAAUUUGAAACUUAUUGAUCUAAGUGACAAUAAGUUUUACGGCCAAGUUUCAACAAAUUGGGGGAAAUGCUUCAAUCUUGGUACCUUCAAGAUAUCCAACAAUAAUCUAUCUGGUGGUAUACCAAUAGAACUUGCUGAGGCAACCAAGUUGGUUAGGCUUGACUUUUCUUCUAAUCACUUGAAUGGAAAUAUUCCAAAGGAACUUUUCCAUUUGAAAUCAUUAGCUGAACUUGUGAUCAGCAACAAUGAUCUUUCAGGAAACAUUCCAAUUGAACUUGGAUUGUUGCAGAAUCUGGAAGAAUUGGAUCUAGGAGGAAACAAGUUGAGUGGGACAAUACCAACACAAGUUGUGGAGUUGCCCAAGUUAAGGAACUUGAAUUUGAGCAAAAACAAAAUCAAGGGAACCAUUCCCUCUAAUUUUAGAGAAUUACAACCUCUUGAAUCUCUUGAUCUUAGUCAAAAUUUUUUGAGUGGAAUAAUACCAACAGUGCUUGGAGAGUUGAAGAAUUUGCAGUGGCUAAAUCUUUCACACAACAAUCUUUUUGGAACCAUUCCAUCCAGUUUUGGUGACACAUCAAGUUUGAUUUUUGUCAACAUAUCAUAUAACCAGUUGGAAGGUUCACUUCCAAAAAAUCAUGCUUUUCUUACUGCUUCAAUCGAAUCAUUAAAAGGUAACAGAGGCUUGUGUGGUAACGUCACUGGCUUGGUUCUUUGUCCUACCAACCAUAGUAAAAAAAGCCACAAGGUCAUUCUACUAGUACUAUUUGUUGCCAUGGGUGCUCUAGUACUAGUAUUUUGUGUGGUGGCAGUUUCAAUGUAUAUUCUUUGUAGAAGUGCAAGAAAGGAAGAAAUCCAAGCGAACGAAGCACAAUCAGAAGAAGUGUUUUCUAUAUGGAGUCAUGAUGGAAAAAUGAUGUUUGAAAAUAUCAUUGAAGCUACCAAUAAUUUCAAUGACAAAUAUAUCAUUGGAAUAGGGGGUCAAGGAUCUGUUUACAAGGCUGAGUUACCUUCAGGUCAAGUUGUUGCAGUGAAAAAACUACAUUUGGAAACAAAUGAAGAGAAGCCAAAUUUUAAAGCUUUUGAAACUGAAAUUCGAGCUUUGACAGAAAUCAGGCACCGUAACAUUAUAAAGCUAUAUGGUUUUUGCUCACAUUCACGGUUCUCAUUUUUGGUUUAUAAGUUCUUGGAAGGGGGUAGCUUGGAUCAAAUACUAAGGAAUGACACAAAAGCAAUUGCAUGUAAUUGGGAAAUGAGGGUGAAUAUUGUUAAAGGUGUGGCCAAUGCUUUAUCAUACAUGCAUCAUGAUUGCUCACCUGCUAUAAUUCACCGUGACAUAUCAAGCAAGAAUGUUCUUUUAGAUUCACAAUAUAUUGCUCAUGUCUCUGAUUUUGGAACAGCGAAGUUUUUGAAGCCUGGUUCACACAUUUGGACCACGUUUGAAGGCACAUUUGGGUAUGCAGCUCCAGAGCUUGCCCAAACGAUGGAAGUGACUGAGAAAUGUGAUGUCUUUAGUUUUGGCGUGCUUUCUUUAGAAAUAAUAAUGGGAAAGCAUCCAGGAGAUCUCGUUUCUUCAUUACUAUCAUCAUCAACAGGAGCUUACAAUUUGCUACUAAGUGAUGUGUUCGAUCAACGACCUGCUCAACCUCUAAAAUCAAUUGUUGGGGAUGUCGUUUUGGUUUCAAAGUUGGCAUUUUCUUGUUUGAGGGAAAAUCCACAUUCUCGCCCAACCAUGGAUCAAGUGUCUAAGGAGCUUAUGAGGGGAAAAUCACCUUUAACGGACCAAUUUCCAAUGAUAAGACUAGGACAACUCCUCUAA
Abrus precatorius (Indian licorice) is the source of this 3261-nucleotide messenger RNA. Its product is annotated as MDIS1-interacting receptor like kinase 2-like. Gene Ontology annotation, molecular function: ATP binding; protein binding; protein kinase activity. NCBI's taxonomy places the organism in Eukaryota, Viridiplantae, Streptophyta, Magnoliopsida, Fabales, Fabaceae. Gene Ontology annotation, biological process: protein phosphorylation. The coding region runs from base 1 to 3261 and encodes 1086 amino acids. The transcript has 2 exons. The record is from RefSeq and is a predicted model, not a curated record.